CUUUUUUUUCACUAUUUGAACAAGAUCAGAUCUUCAUUUCCUUUCUCCUCCCCCGCUCCAAUCGCAGCUCAGCAGUCAUGAAUUGAAUCACGCGUAGUCGGAGUCGAGGUAUGUCUGAGAAGCUAUUCUGAAGAGUAACUUGAAGAACAAGAGUGGGAGUCUCAUGGCAAAUACUGCAUGCUUUAUGAUAGUCAGCAAGAAUGACAUCCCAAUUUACGAAGCCGAAGUUGGUACUGUCCCCAAAAAAGAAGAUGCUGCACAUCAGCACCAGUUCAUACUGCAUGCUGCUUUAGACAUUGUUCAGGACAUGGCUUGGACUACUAGUGCUAUGUUUUUGAAAGCUAUUGACAGAUUCAACGAUAUGGUGGUAUCGAGUCUUCUGAAUCCACUCUACCUUCCUGGAAGCCGUAUCACAUCAUCGCAUUUCGACACAAAAGUCCGAGCGCUUGCCAGAAAAUACCUGUGAAGCAUACCAUGGAUUUGUUUUGUCAACAAGUAUUGAUCUCAAUUUCUUCUCUUUUUUAUUUUUCUUUCAUUUUUUUUCGUUUUUCUUUUGAUCCUAAACUUCGGUAAUGGGCUUACAUUAGACAUAUUUCCAAGGAUAUGCAAGUGCUGCAGCAUCUCCCCCUCAGACAUCUAUUAUUGUAAAUUCGAAUUUUAUGAUCCAUUUUUAGUGUGCAUUUGUUUGGCUAUAAGUUGUGAGCCUUUUUUGGGUUUUCUAUAUAUAGGUUGGGGGUCCGGCCUUAACCCUCCAACCUUCCGG
This is a messenger RNA of Striga asiatica, 763 nucleotides long. The record is from the annotation of a GenBank genome assembly. NCBI's taxonomy places the organism in Eukaryota, Viridiplantae, Streptophyta, Magnoliopsida, Lamiales, Orobanchaceae.